Thamnophis elegans (Western terrestrial garter snake) is the source of this 4090-nucleotide messenger RNA. It is a transcript of the gene PCDH1, whose product is annotated as protocadherin 1. The record is from RefSeq and is a predicted model, not a curated record. Gene Ontology annotation, molecular function: calcium ion binding. Bases 176 to 3769 code for a protein of 1197 amino acids. Gene Ontology annotation, biological process: homophilic cell-cell adhesion. NCBI's taxonomy places the organism in Eukaryota, Metazoa, Chordata, Lepidosauria, Squamata, Natricidae. The transcript is spliced from 5 exons. Gene Ontology annotation, cellular component: plasma membrane.
CUACGGAGAGCUCACAUGACCUGCCUUCUGACGUGGCAGACCUGUAGGUACACAGCAAUCUUGAAUCUAACAAGCUGAGCGCCUGGCACUGAAAACACGCUGAAUGUCGUCGUGCUCUGCCUUUGGCAAAGAAAUAGAAUCCAUUUAGCUUCUUAAAGUUUCAUCAGAGUUCAAAAUGCAGCAGUUGGUUUCUUGCCUGGGUGUGUGGUUUUUCCUCCAGCUUCCCAACUUUGGUUCUGGAACACGUGUUGUCUACAAAGUACAGGAAGAGCAGCCACCCAAUACACUCAUUGGAAGUUUGGCAGCAGACUAUGGCUUCCCAGAUGUAGGACAUCUCUAUAAAUUAGAGGUGGGUGCCCCCUAUCUGCGUGUGGAUGGCAAGACUGGUGAUAUCUAUACAACAGAAACUUCCAUUGAUCGGGAAAGCCUGAGAGAAUGCCAGCACUUGUUCCCAGGAGAUCCUUGUUUUCUGGAGUUUGAAGUUUCUAUCACAGACCUGAUGAACAAUAGCCCUCGCCUACUGGAGGGGCAGAUUGAAGUUAUGGACAUCAAUGACAAUACACCCAACUUCGCAUCUCCUGUCAUCACAUUAGCCAUUCCUGAAAAUACCAAUAUUGGUUCACUUUUCCCUAUUCCUUUGGCCAUGGAUCGUGAUGCUGGUGCCAAUGGUGUUGCUUCCUAUGAACUCAUGCCUGGUUCAGAUGCUCAGAAACUUUUUGGCUUGCAAGUAGCAGAGGAUCAAGAUGAGAAACAGCCACAACUAAUUGUAAUGGGAAACCUAGACCGGGAGCAGUCAGAGUCUUAUGACUUAACUAUCCGGGUUCAAGAUGGAGGUAGCCCAUCUCGUGCUAGCAGCGCUUUGUUGCGGAUCACUAUUCUGGACAUGAAUGAUAAUGCACCAAAGUUUGAGAAACCAUUGUAUGAGGCUGAACUUUCAGAAAAUAGUCCUAUUGGUCACUCUAUACUGCAGGUGAAAGCCAAUGAUUCUGAUCAGGGUGCCAAUGCCGAGAUUGAUUAUUCCUUCCAUCAGGCUUCAGAUGUAAUUCAUCGGCUGCUACGCUUAGACAGAGCCACUGGACUCAUCACAGUACAAGGUCCUGUUGAUCGUGAAGAUAUUAAUGUGCUCAAGUUCUCAGUGUUGGCUAAGGACAAGGGAGCUAACCCCAAAACUGCCCGUGCCCAGGUAGUGAUCAAUGUCAGGGAUAUGAAUGAUAAUGCUCCAUCAAUUGAAAUUCGUGGUAUUGGUUUGGUGACUCAUCAGGAUGGCAUUGCCAAUAUUUCGGAAGAUGUACCAGUUGAAACACCGGUGGCUUUGGUACAGGUGUCUGAUCGGGAUGAAGGUGAAAAUGCUGUUGUAACCUGUGUAGUGGCUGGUGAUGUACCUUUUCAGCUGCGACAAGCCAGUGAUACUGGCAGCGAUAGCAAAAAGAAAUACUUUCUACAGACCACUACACCGUUGGAUUAUGAAGCAGUGAAAGAGUAUACCAUUGAGAUUGUAGCUGUGGAUUCAGGUAAUCCACCCCUGUCAAGCACUAAUUCCCUAAAAGUGCAGGUGAUGGAUGUCAAUGACAAUGAUCCAGUGUUCAGCCAGAGCUCAACAGAGGUGACAUUUCCUGAGAAUAAUUCGCCAAAUGACUUGGUGGUAGAAGUGAGUGCUACUGAUGCAGAUAGUGGAUCUAAUGCUAAACUGGUCUACUCCCUUGCUGGAGAAUCUUUAUCAAAAGACACCUUCUCAAUUGAUCCAGAUUCUGGUGAAAUCCGUGUAAAAAAUGUGCUGGACCGGGAACAACAAGAACGCUAUGAAUUCUUAGUAGUUGCAACUGACAAGGGUAGUCCUAGCCGCAAAGGGACUGCCUCAAUUGCCAUCAAUGUCAUGGAUCGCAAUGAUAAUGAUCCAAAAUUCAUGCUCAGUGGCUACAAUUUUUCUGUCAUGGAAAACAUGCCGCCGCUGAGUCCAGUGGGCAUGGUGACAGUUAUUGAUGCAGACAAAGGAGAUAAUGCUGUCAUUCAACUCUCAGUGGAACAGGACAAUGGUGACUUUGUCAUCCAAAAUGGUACUGGAACCAUUCUCUCCAGUAUAUCUUUUGAUCGUGAACGACAGAGUACUUACACUUUCCGGCUUAAAGCUGUAGACGGGGGAGAGCCACCUAGAUCUGCUUAUGUGGGGGUGACAAUCAAUGUAUUAGAUGAGAAUGACAAUGCUCCUGUAAUUAUAUCUCCAUCCAAUGCUUCCUAUAAACAUAUUCUGCCUAAUACUAGUCCUGGGCAACAGGUUAUGAGUGUUGGAGCUGAAGACAUUGAUUCUGGGAUUAAUGCUGAAUUACUAUUUAGAAUUGCUGGGGGAAACCCCUUUGAACUCUUUAAGAUUUCAUCUGUAAGUGGAAAUAUCACACUAGAAAAAGAGAUUCUCCGCAAGCAUCAUGGACUUCACCGCUUGGUUGUACAUGUAAAUGACAAAGGGAAACCUUCUCACCAUGGCACAGCAUUAAUUCAUUUCUAUGUGAAUGAAACAUUGGCUAACCGGACACUGUUAGAGACUCUAGUAGGACACAGUUUGGACACACCUAUUGACAUUGACAUUGCUGGUGACCCAGAGUAUGAGCGCAACAAGCAGCGCAGUAAUAUUUUGUUUGGAGUCAUUGCAGGCAUAGUAGCUGUCACCUUGAUAAUUUUGCUUGUUGUGCUGGUACGCUAUUGCCGUCAAAAGGAGGCCAAAAGUGGUUAUCAAGCUGGCAAAAAAGAAACUAAGGAUCUGUAUGCUCCCAAACAAAGUAGCAAAGGGAACAAAGCUAAAGGCAAAGUGAAAAAAAGCAAAUCCACUAAGCCACCCAAACCAACUGAGGAUGAAGAAGAAACAGGUCUGCAGAAAUCACUUAAAUUCAACCUUAUGAAUGAUUCUGUAAGUGACAGUCCCCGCAUCCAUCUGCCUCUUAAUUAUCCACCUGGAAGCCCUGACUUGGGCCGGCAUUACCGUUCCAAUUCACCUUUGCCUUCCAUUCAACUGCAACCCCAAUCACCAUCUGCCUCCAAGAAGCAUCAGGUAGUACAGGACCUCCCAGCAACCAAUACAUUUGUGGGCACUGGGGACAGCAAUUCUACAGGCUCGGAACAAUAUUCAGACUACAGCUACCGUACCAACCCUCAGAAAUACACCAAUAAACAGUUACCUCAUCGCCGAGUGACAUUCUCUGCAGCCAAUCAGGCUCAAGAUCUGCAGGAUCCCUCCCAGCACAGUUACUAUGACAGUGGCCUUGAAGAGUCAGAAACACCUAGCAGCAAAUCUUCAUCAGGGCCUCGGAUAGGGCCUCUGGCUCUACCUGAGGACCACUAUGAGCGCACCACACCUGAUGGCAGCAUUGGUGAGAUGGAACAUCCUGAGAAUGAUCUCCGACCUUUACCUGAUGUAGCCUUGACAGGGACCUGUACUCGAGAAUGCACAGAGUUUGGUCACUCUGAUACCUGCUGGAUGCCAGGUCAGUCCUCUCCAAACCGGCGGCCCAAGAAUGCCCUCAAACUCUCCACAUUUGUGCCUUUUCAAGACAGAGGGAGUCAAGAACAAGUUGGCAAUGGAAGCCCCAGACUCUCAGAAGAGCGCAACACCAAAAUGGCUAACCUCCGCCUGCUCCCCACAUACAGUGCCUUCUCCAACAGUAGCCAUGAGCCCUGCAAGAAUUCCCCCAUGGAGGAAAUCCCUCUCACCCAGACCUCAGAUUUCCAGACAGCCACCACACCAUCAUCCCAAACUGCCAAACGAGAGAUCUACCUGUGAGAGUGAGGAGGCCACAUAAUAUCUGAAAACAAUGCUGAGACCAGUGUCUAGUGCUCCACUAUGAAGUGACUUUUCAAACUGUGAUUUUUUAUCACUCAGAUUGGCAGUUCUGUGCCUGUCAGAUGAGACUGCCUUGCCCAGUCAUUGGGCAUGGAAACACUUCAUUAACUGAUUCCUCACUGGGCAAGGGAACUGACAUCAACCUGAAUAGCCAAGCUCUCAAUAGUGUGGUCCAUGGAUAACUGGAAAGAGAGAGAAGGGAAUAUAGUGAAGAGAGCUUGGCUUCUUGGUUUCAGGGCUGGGGUGGGUGGGAAAUGGCUU